UUAUGAUUUUCUUUGUUGUUUUGCAAUUUUAGUCAUCCAAUGCAUUUUUCGCAGUAUUUUUGUUUUGCAGUUUUUUUAGAUUAAUUGCAAGAAGUAUUUAAAUGGCUUCUGGACGCCAACGUUUUAAUUUAGUUUCCAAAUUGAAUAAUAUUCAUGUGGAAGACUUGCAAUACGUAGAACGAGAUUUGUGCUUCUAUGAGCUGGUUUCUUUGGGUUUCCUUCUAUUCGGCGAUGACCGCGUAGCUGCCGAGUUUGCUCUGCAAAAGCUACUCAUCCUAUCCAAUACCCAUAAGGGCGGCGGCUGCGGCGGCGCCGAUUUGCUCACCAAAUACAUAAGCCUAAAUCCGCGCAAUUGGCGUGCUCAGCUGGUAGAGGCCUUGGCUAUAGUGGGUGCCCGUCGUGUGUUGCGCAAGUUGGGAUUCGAUUGGAAUGAAUUACAUCAACACUACCUGCCACAUAUUGGCGAGCUAAGUCUGCAUGUACACCCACUAUUAAAGGCGUUAUACCGCGUAUGUGAGCGUUUGAAACCGGCACAAGCUGGGCAGCUAGUGCUGCGGGUCAAUGAACAACGCAAACGUCCGGAAGAGCUUCUGUGUUUCUAUGAUUUCGCAUACCUGGAAAUAUUUAUGCUCGACUGGAUCUCACGGCGCAUUAUAAUUUUGGGUGAUAGUGCAGCAAAUGGAGCGGAUGUCGAUGUGCUUCUCGAAUUUUUUAAAUUUAAUGAUAUGGAUGCUUUGAAAACACUGCUUAUCGAAACCAUCGUAAAUAAUGCUGAAAAACAGCACGUUAGCAGUGGCGCUCAUAUAAGUGCAGAUAAUUCCACUGCAGUUGCGCCGUUGGAAAAUAAUAAUAUGCUUAUUUCCGCUACUUCUACACCAAUUCCACAAACAGGAGACAAUGCCUGCGCCUCGGUUCGCAGCUGUGACCUAACGAUGGGUGAAAAAUAUGAAGUACGUCGAGAAAGAGCUGGAAUUCUAUUGAUAAUCAAUCAGCUAAGCUUCCAUGAAGAUCCCGAUCCCGCAUUAAAGCACUUGCUGCCAAAAAAGCCACUCAAAGCGCGCUAUGGUUCGAAUGUAGACAAGGAGCGACUGAGGAAUGUUUUUACGGAUUUCGGCUACAGAGCGCAGGAGUUCGAAAAUCUCACACAUCUCGAAUUGAUGCAUCGCAUACGUGAGACUGUAAAGUUGUCUUUUCAGUUCGAUUCGCUGAUUGUGUGCAUACUAUCGCAUGGCAUCGAUGGUUCCGUUUAUGGCAGCAAUAGCAUUCCUGUAGAGAUAGCUGAAAUUGAACAUAUAAUUACAGGCGAUACGCUGUAUGCCAAGCCAAAAUUGCUAAUCAUACAAGCGUGUCAGAAAGAUGAAUCACCAAUAAGCGAAAAGCGCAAGAUUAAUGUGACGCCUCAUCGUUUCGGUGAUAUUGUCAAGGCAAUGUCGACUGUGCCCGGCUAUUCUGCAAUGCGUCACACGGUGGAGGGCACAUGGUUUAUACAAGAAUUAUGUGAAGCUGUUGAGCGUUUUGGCGAUAGGCGCCACAUUGUUGACAUUCUCAUCUGCGUCAAUCGCAAAGUGAGCGAGCGGCGCGGUAAUGAAAAUGAGAUAAUGAUGCCCAUAUCCAGCAAUACACUACGCAAGUAUUUCUUUUUACCGCCGCGCAGCAACGCCUAACGUCUUUUGUAAGUGCGAAGCAAAGUCGUGACAAUUUUUUUUAAUAAUAUUUAAUUGUAAAGUAGAAAAUAUUUGCUAAUGUAGUUAGUUGUUUUAUAUCGCUGAUCGGUAGAAUUGUUUGUAGAAAAACUAGUUGCUUUAUAAAAAAGGAUUGAGAACGAAAAAAGAUUUUAAAAAUUGCACAACGCUGAAACCGUAUUUUUUGCAAAGCAAUAUAGUCGAGAAGUCUGCAAAAUUUGAAUUUUUGAAGAAAACUAAUCGUUGAUAAUUCCUUUCUUUAUAUAUAUUUUCGUGUUAAUAAAUUAAUGCAAAAAAUCACUUUUUAUUGGCAAGCGUCUAAAAAAGACCAUAUUUCAGAAAAUAUUAAAAAUUUUGUAACCUUCUUUUUUGUACUACAAUUUUAAGGUUUUUACGUUCAGAACUCGAUUUGUUUAAAAGGGGAUACAUUUUCGAAAGUAGUUUUUUUUUCAGUGGAAGCAGCUUUUUCUUUUCGGUAUAUGCUUAUGAAGCACUAAAAUUACGGAAAUCCGAUAGAAAAAUAUUUUUCAAAUAUCUUUUGGUAUCGAUAACUCAGUGUAGUCUGCAAAAAGUUUUUCCCUGCUUUAGAAUUGCUCAAAACUCAGUUUUUUGUAAAGAAAACUUAAUUUAGAAAAACUUGGAUUUUAGAAAAUCCACGUUAUUUUGCCUUUGAUGUUUUAAAUGUUUCCUACUCAUCAAGUAUUUAAAUAAGUUAAUGGCAAAACCAGCUUUCUAAAUAUGAACCAACUCGGACCCGGGAUACGGGUUUUCCAAAUACCUCGACUCUAACGUCACCCAUC
Rhagoletis pomonella (apple maggot) is the source of this 2482-nucleotide messenger RNA. RefSeq names its product caspase-8. Gene Ontology annotation, molecular function: cysteine-type endopeptidase activity. NCBI's taxonomy places the organism in Eukaryota, Metazoa, Arthropoda, Insecta, Diptera, Tephritidae. Gene Ontology annotation, biological process: proteolysis. The record is from RefSeq and is a predicted model, not a curated record.